AUGCAAGAAAUAAUAAAAUUUUUAAAUGAAGGUAUUGCAAAAUCAGAUAAUGUUUUUAUAUUAUCAAGUGUAAAUAAAAGUGAUAGCGAUUUAGAAGAAAUGGUUUCAGAAGAUUUAUUAAAACAAUGUUCAAAAUGGAGUGUUGAAGAUUUUAAAAAAGCAGUUGAAGAAUUCAUUACAACCACUACAUUAAAAUCAUGUCAAAUUUUAAGUACAAUUAAUUCUGUUGUCAUUUUUAUGAUCUCAAAAAAAUUAAAAAUUAAUCAAUUAGAAGAAUGGGUUAAAAGUAAUAAUUACAUUUUAAGAGCAUUAUCAACUUGUUUAUUUAUUAAAUAUUAUAUGGAAAAUAAAGAUGAUAAAAAAGUAAUAGAAUUAUAUGAAACCUUAAUUACAUUAGAAUCAUCAGAUCAAGUUAAAUUCUUUGCCAUUCAAGCACUUUCAUCUUUAGAUAUUAUUAUAAAUUGGAGAUUCGAAUUAUUUGAAAUUUUAGUUAAUUAUUUGGAUUUAUAUAAAGAUUUAGAUUCAGGAGAUGGCCAUAUUGCAAUUAAAACAAUUAAAUUCUUUUUAUCAAGAGUUGGUUUAGUAUUAGGUACACAAAUUGAAGAGAAUGAUCAAGCAUUCAUUGAUCAAGCAUCAUCAGAGAAAACACCAUUUGAUUUAUUAUUAAAAGUUUCAUCAAUUGAAUUAAUGCAAAAAACCAAAGAGUCAUUAUCAGGUUUAGUUUCAUUAUCAUUGGGUAUUUUCAAUGGUCAACAAUUAUUAACCUCUGAAAAGAAACAGGAAUUAUCUUCACAUCUUUUAAAAAAUCUUGAAUAUCAAUUACCAAUGUUGGCUGAUAAAAAACAAAGAGCAACUUAUUUCAUGAGUAUUUGUUGUUAUUUAACUGACUCUGAUCAAGAACAAUAUUAUUUAAAAAAUAUUGAAAAAAUAACUAAUGCUGGUUGUGAAUCAUUAGAAAAGAAUGAAUCAACAUUUUUAUUACGUGAGAAUAAAGUUGUUGGAUUAUUUAUAAGAGAUAAUGUUGAAAAGAUUAUUGAAUAUUUGAAUAGAUUCAUAUUGGUAAAUGGUGGUGGUGGUGAUGAUGGCGUUGAUGAAGAGGAAGGUGAGAUUAAUAGUGAAUUCAUUUCUGUUUUCCAUUCAAUUUUAAAGAAUACCGAUUCAAAAUUAUUCAUUGAAAAGUUUUAUUCAAUCUUGGUUGAAUAUUUAAAUACAUGGAAGGAGGAACAUCUUACAUUGGAGGAGACUCAAGGUUUAUUUGAAAUCUAUCAAUCAUUACCAUCCGUUGAGAGUAAAGAACAGUGUAUCAAACUUUUAUCAUGCCAUGAAAGAGCAAUCUCGAAUGAUGUUAUCUAUUGUUUAGAAAGUGGUGAUUUGGAUGAUAUCUUAACACCAAUGGAAUUCUAUUUACAAUUGAUGACAUUGGCACCAAAAGAAUGUCAACAACAUUUCAUGUUUUCCAUUCAAAAUCAUCUUUCCUCUUAUUUCGUCAUCUUGUUUGAGGAUUCCAAAGAGGAGGGUCAAUAUGGUGGUCUUUACAAUGACUAUAAAGAUUCUGACAAAGAAACUAUCGAUAAACUCUUUGAUCAAUUCUUAUUAUUAAAAUCUCAAACUUGUACAACUAAAGACUCAAAGAGUUUAUUCUUUAAAGAAUUUGUUACUGUAGAAAGUAAAUAUUGUCCUCUUUUUAGAAAAUAUUUUGAUUUAAAUUAA
This is a messenger RNA of Dictyostelium discoideum AX4, 1710 nucleotides long. RefSeq lists its product as hypothetical. Bases 1 to 1710 code for a protein of 569 amino acids. The transcript has 4 exons. The record is from RefSeq and is a predicted model, not a curated record. Lineage: Eukaryota; Evosea; Eumycetozoa; Dictyosteliales; Dictyosteliaceae.